Messenger RNA from Sporothrix brasiliensis 5110, 1557 nucleotides. Its product is annotated as tRNA (guanine10-N2)-methyltransferase. Gene Ontology annotation, cellular component: cytoplasm. The record is from RefSeq and is a predicted model, not a curated record. Gene Ontology annotation, molecular function: nucleic acid binding. The transcript is spliced from 4 exons. Gene Ontology annotation, biological process: methylation. NCBI's taxonomy places the organism in Eukaryota, Fungi, Ascomycota, Sordariomycetes, Ophiostomatales, Ophiostomataceae. Bases 1 to 1557 code for a protein of 518 amino acids.
AUGGAGUACCUCGUGCGCUUCAGCCAGUCGCACGAGUCGUUUCGACUCGCUGAGAUCCAGGCGCUGGCCACGCUGGAGGGCAUUGAGCUCGAGAUUUCCCCCUUCUGUGUCAUCAAGGUCGCCGACGAUGAUGCUGCCACACGGCUUGUCCGCCGCUCUCUGCUGGCCCAGUCUAUACACAGCCUCUGGGGUUGGGGCGAUACCCUAGACGAGUUCUAUGCGGACAUCAGUCGACGUGCGGCGCCGCUGUGGCCUCCCUAUGUCAAGUCCAGCUUCAAGCUGGAGUCCGACGCUUUCCAGGGCAAGCGCAGCAAUAAGGAUCGCCUCGCUCUCAUCGACAGCUUCGGUGCCGUCCUGCCGCUCGAUGGCGACAUUGAUAUGCGCAAUCCCGAGCUUGUCUUAACUGUAUUCGAGCAUUGGACGUUUGGGUCGGUGCAAAAGAAGCUUCCAGACCCGCAGCACUUCUACAUGGGGCGCUUCGUCGCCAACACCGCCCGUGACGCCAGUCUCACAUUUGACCUGAAGAAACGCCGGUAUAUAGCAACCACCAGUAUGGACGCCGAGUUGUCCUUGCUGACGGCCAAUCUGGCACUGGCCGCGCCUGGCAAGCUGUUUUAUGAUCCCUUUGUCGGUACCGGCAGCUUCCCGCUGGCGGCGGCGCACUGGGGCGCCACGGCCUGGGGCAGCGACAUUGAUGGGCGGGCCGUUCGUGGAUCGGCAGCGGGCAUCAAUGGCGCUGGUGGUAGCGGUGGAAGCCGCACCGGGAGGGCCGAUGUGCGAGGCAAUUUUGAGCAGUACGGGCUGCUGGCUGCCUUUGGAGACGUGUUCACUGCUGACUUGACGCACAUCCCGCUGCGCCGCGGUGCCGAGCACCGGUGGAUCGACGGUAUUAUCUGUGACCCACCAUACGGUGUCCGUGAAGGACCUCGCGUGCUGGGUGUCCGGAACCCCGAGAAGAAGCCGUGGGCUGUGGAAGCAGGAAAGAAGAUGUAUAAGGACCCGACUUUCAUCCCGCCGAAGCAGCCAUACAGCUUUAUGGCGCUCCUCAACGAUCUCAUGUGCUUUGCUGCCGACACACUUGUCGACAACGCCCGCCUCAGCUUCUGGAUGCCUACCGCCAACGACGAGGCGCAAGAGCUUCCUGUGCCUACGCAUCCCUGCUUGGAACUCAUUUCAGUCUGUACUCAGGUGUUUAACAAAUGGUCUCGACGCUUGAUAACGUUCCGCAGACUGCCCAACUCAGAGGUCGACGCCGACGCACUGGCACUCGUCACGAAAGCCGCUUCGGAUGCACCCAAACUGAAAGGCCAAACAGCCAACGACCUCAACCCAUUCCGGAAGAGCUACUUUAGCAAGUUUGAAGUGUCUGGCAGUGCGGCAUCAAGUUCUGGUGAUAGCACACCAGCAAAGCCCGAUCCAAUUGCGGAAACCCCUGACGCUCUUCCUGCGUCAGAAGUACCCACAGCCACCGCGACGGCGGCCAAUGGGUCAAUACCACGGCCAGAUUCGAGGCCGGGCCCGGCCGUGACGUCGGUGCCGACCCCUGCUCCUGAUUAA